This is a messenger RNA of Saprolegnia parasitica CBS 223.65, 1761 nucleotides long. RefSeq lists its product as hypothetical. Bases 1 to 1761 code for a protein of 586 amino acids. Gene Ontology annotation, molecular function: phosphatase activity; protein binding. Gene Ontology annotation, biological process: phosphatidylinositol dephosphorylation. NCBI's taxonomy places the organism in Eukaryota, Oomycota, Saprolegniomycetes, Saprolegniales, Saprolegniaceae. The record is from RefSeq and is a predicted model, not a curated record. The transcript has 16 exons.
AUGGCCAACCCGUGCAAGAUCUCGCCCACGACGGACGAGCCGACGGCCGAGGUCCGGCGAAAGAAGCGCACGGACGACGCGCUGCGCAAGAAGAAGGACGAGCGCAAAAACGCAGCGCGCCGCCGCAAGCACGAGAAGCAGCAGGCGGCAGCGACCAAGAUCCAGUCGCUCGUGCGAGGCGCCCAGACCCGCGUGUACAUCUCGUCGAGCAUCGCGCCCGAGCUGCCGGUCGCACACGAAGAAAAGCCCGCAACGCCCGCCGUUGACGUGCCCCGGCUCGCAUUGAGUGCACUUGGCCAUAGCGCAGACGGCCUUCACCGGAGUCAGCCACGCAGUGCGAGGGAGCUGCUUCCAACGUCGGCGAGUGCCAAGGACCUCUCUUUCGAUCGACCGCUGACGAGCAGUCGAGGCAAGACGCCGAGGCGCAGUGCGAGCGCGGUGAGUCUAUCGAGCCGACCCCCAACUCCCGCGAGCAGCAGCCGUCCCCUGAGUGCGCGCGACACGACGCCUCCUCCACGACAAGAGACAGCCGAAGGGGACGAGAGGACACCCCCGAGCUCUGCCGUGGCCACAGUACGCAGCGAUGCUGUGAGCCCAAAGCUCGAGUCGGCGGCCACACGUGUGCAAGCCUACUUUCGAGGCUACGCGAGCGACACGCCGCCUGCAGAAUCCACUCCCGAGACGGAGAGACUGAGCGAGGCCAAGGCUACGGAAGAGGACCCGCCAGCUCCGUGGCCGAGCCCGCUGACCCUCGAGGCGCCUCUCGACGUCUCGCAUGACACGACCGAGUCGGUGCUUACGGCGGGCAGCGUCCGCGUCCUUGUGCUGACGUGGAAUCUUCAAGCGCACAAGCCUCCAGCCGACCUUGCGCCCCUUUUGCGCCCCGGGACGUGUCAUAUUUACGCGAUCGGCACGGAAGAGUGCGUCCAGACGUACGUCCAAGAAGGCGCCGUGCCGGAGUGGGAAGACAAAAUUCGCGCAACGCUCGGGCCAACAAGUUACAUCAAAUUGCGCAGCCACGCGCUCACGGCGAUGCACAACAUGGUAUUCGUGCACACGAGCGUCCUCCCGCUGGUCACGGGCCUCGAGUCGGACGCGAUCGCGACUGGGAUCGGCAACCAGCUCGGCAACAAAGGCGGCGUCGGCAUUGGCUUCCAACUCGGCCUCACGCGCUUUGCCUUUAUCAACGCGCACUUCGAGGCGCACCAGUCGCAGCACGCUCUGAAGCGGCGCAACGCCAACUUUGAAAAAUCAACGCCGAGCUCCGACUGCUCCCUAAAGGGCGACGACCACGUCGGUCCGAUCUCGGACGUUUUUGACCGCGUCUUUUGGAGCGGCGACCUCAACUACCGCAUCGACGGGACGCGGCGCAUGAUUGACACGCUCCUCGCGCGUGACAUGCACAACGUGCUACUUGCCAAUGACCAGCUCACAAAAGAGCGCGACGCUCAGCGCGUCUUCCAACGCUUUCACGAAGGUCCGCUGCAUUUUCGCCCGACAUACAAGUUUGACAAGGGCUCCGACGUCUACGAUACCUCGGCCAAGCAGCGAAUACCAUCGUGGACCGAUCGGAUUCUCUACGCGACGCUGCAGCCGCAUACGAUCCAACUACGGUCGUAUGAGAGCCACAUGGAGAUCAAGACGUCCGACCACCGCCCCGUCUCGGCUGUCUUUGACGUUGCGUUCACUGGCCACGAAGCGCGAUUGCAUGCGACGGCCAAAUCCAACCAAACCAAGAGCGAAGUGUGCAGUGUACAAUAG